GGCGGGAGGGGCCCAGCAUGUGGCCCCGGUUCCUCCCGAAUGAGGAGGUGGAUCAGCGAACAUCCAGCACCGGCCAACACACGCACAUCUCAGUCUAGAAACUGAGUGGCAGCUAAGCACAUAUAACAACAAACUCAGAAGUGAAGAAAUAAAACAAAAUCGGAUUUCUGAGCGCCGAGGGAGGACAGCAGCAAGACGAGCAGAGCUGGAAGGAAGGAGGAAGUAACGGAUCAAGGGAGGCAGGUGUCUGGAUCCGCUCUGGGCGCGACGGAGAGAGGCAUCCCUGGUCAGUGACGCACGCAGCAGCAUCAGGAGCACCAGGGAUGGAGGGGGAGAAUCACGUUCCAGACGAUCUCACCCCGGCGGAGCAGCAGGAGCUGGAGAAUAUCCGUCGGCGAAAGCAAGAGCUGUUGGAGGACAUUCAGCGGCUGAAGGAUGAGAUAGCAGAAGUAACCAGUGAGAUUGAGAACCUUGGUUCCACUGAGGAGAGGAAGAAUAUGCAGAGGAACAAACAGGUGGCCAUGGGCCGAAAGAAAUUCAACAUGGACCCCAAAAAGGGGAUCCAGUUCCUGAUCGAAAAUGACUUGCUGAAGAACACCAGUGAUAACAUCGCUCAGUUCCUCUACAAAGGCGAGGGCCUGAACAAAACAGCCAUCGGAGAUUAUCUUGGAGAGAGAGAUGAAUUCAACAUCCAGGUUCUCCAUGCUUUUGUGGAACUUCAUGAAUUCACAGACCUCAACUUGGUUCAGGCCCUGAGGCAGUUCCUGUGGAGUUUUCGUCUGCCGGGAGAAGCCCAAAAGAUCGACCGCAUGAUGGAAGCCUUCGCUCAGCGCUACUGCCAGUGCAACCCUGGUGUUUUCCAGUCCACAGACACAUGCUAUAUCCUUUCCUUUGCCAUCAUCAUGCUAAACACCAGCCUUCACAACCCCAAUGUGAGGGACAAGCCAACUGUGGAGCGGUUCAUCUCCAUGAACAGAGGCAUUAACGAUGGAGGAGACCUACCUGAAGACCUGCUCAGGAAUCUAUACGACAGCAUCAAGAAUGAACCUUUCAAAAUUCCCGAAGACGACGGCAACGACCUCACACACACUUUCUUCAACCCAGAUAGAGAGGGCUGGCUGUUAAAGCUGGGAGGGGGCCGGGUUAAAACAUGGAAGAGAAGAUGGUUCAUUCUCACAGACAACUGUCUUUAUUACUUUGAGUACACCACAGACAAAGAGCCCAGAGGAAUCAUCCCAUUAGAGAAUCUGAGCAUCAGGGAGGUUGAGGAUAAGAAGCCUAAUUGCUUUGAACUUUUUAUCCCCGACAACAAAGAUCAGGUAAUAAAAGCCUGCAAAACUGAGGCGGAUGGCCGCGUUGUCGAGGGCAACCACACCUUCUAUCGCAUCUCUGCCCCCACUGCAGAGGAAAAGGAGGAAUGGAUGAACAGCAUAAAAGCUGCUAUUAGCAGGGACCCCUUUUAUGAGAUGCUUGCAGCCAGGAAGAAGAAAGUGUCGUCAAUUAAGAGGCACUAGAGCCGAUCGGCUCCUCCAACGUUGCACUUGACAGAGAAGGGGGGUCUGCCUGUCUGCUUCCCGCAUCUGGGUCGGUGCAGAGGCCACGGUUGAGGCCUCCCUCAGACCUCUCCAAGGAAUUAUUUAAGGAUUGGCUCUGGAACUCUACAGGCUGUAAAAAACAGGAAGCAUGCUGGGGAUUUAGAUAAAAGCCGGGGGGUCAAAGCUUCCUCCAACCUUCUGUCUCAAUGUCUUCUCUUGUAUUCACUCACAGCUUUGAAAGUCUCAGGCUGGAAGGGAGUCUUGCUGGUAAAAUCCCCUUUGAAAAAGCUUUAAAUCGACACACGUCAUUUUAACUCAGCAGGUCUGACCCAAGCGUGGCACCACCAACCAAAUGAUUCCUCAACGAUCUUUUCUGACGUGCUUAAAUAUGUUUUAGUAACAAGUAUCUAUUUUGUAAAGCUUUCCUUGGUAAUUCCUAUUUGCUUGUCCACCUUUGGUCAUAAUAGACUGUUCCUGCGGCAGGGAUUGCUGAAAAGCUGUUUCACAUGGAGCGUUUGAGCAAUUUGGGAUAGUUUAGUGGUUUUUUGUUUUUUUUUAAACUGUAAACCCUUCUUUUACAAAAAGAGUUGCCACUCGGGAGAUUAAAACAAAAACAAAUGGGAACCUCCUCACAACAGCAACCAUUCAAAUCUUUCCUGGACAUAGUCUUUCCUGAAGGUCCCGGAGAUGCUUCAUGCGGAUUAGUGGCUCAUUAAGAAGAUGAGCAUCUCGAUCACCUGAGUAUUUGAAGUAGAAAUCUGGCAUUAACUACAUCAACAUUUAAAACAAUGCACCUCAUCCUGAACUCACCAUCCCCACUGUGGAGUCUGGUAUUGGCAGUGUCAUGAUGCGGGAAUGAUUUCUAGGCUAAUGAUUCUAACAAAACAGUCAUAGCUCAGCGUGUCUUUGACACAGCUUGUGUGCAAGUAGAAUACCGGAGAAAAGGGCAAAGUUUCAUGGAAACGUAGUCGAAACAAAGAGAGACAGAUGUGGAAUAACCAAUAAAAAUAACUUCACUAUUGUUGUGGUUAAAGCACAGAAAGCCAGAGUGGGCAUUUGUAAAAUGGGCCUUCUCUGUCUGCAUUUCUAAUUAUCUCCAGAUAUCCAGUUCACACCCAACCACCAAAAGCUGAGUUUUGAAAAAUCUCUGUUGUCAUAGAGAAUAGGAUUCCCUUUUGUGAGUAAGUGUGGACAGAGACUUAGUUUCUUUCUCAAACUUUUUGCUAUUUCAAUGAAAUGUAAGCUCAGUAUCACUGUAUGAUACUGAAGUCAUUUAAAUGUUGGAGAAUGUUAAUGCUUGGCGCUUUUGAGAAAAUAUGACUGGAAUUGCUGCUGGUUGGCGAGCCUAAUUUAGUUUAUUUACCCUGUCAAGCACCUGUUUCUUAUGUUUUUUUUUUUUACAUUUUCUGUACUGCGUUGGCUUUUUGAUUGUUGAACAUAACCUCUCUGUAAAAUACUGUAAACUUCAGGUUGUUUGUGUUGAAGCCAUAUUGUAAAAAAAAAAAUGUAUUGCUGUUGAAGCUCUAAACUAUGCCUGUAAACGAGUGGGAUGUAUUUCAUCUCAGGAUGUUUUGUAUGAAAUGGGGACAGGGCUGCAGCGGUGACAAAUUGAAAAUACAAUCACAAAUUUUGCAUUUAUUUUUUCUAUUUUUUUUCUUAUCCAAAGUCAAUAAUUUGUUCAGUUUCCUGUUUCUAGUCAUUUCUGUCGAUGCACUGCUUACAGAGGAUUAGGAGGAGCGCAGAGCAGUCAAUUCUCAACAGUAUUUUUUUAUUUAUCUAAGUUGUAUAUAUUUGAAUAUAUAGUGGGCAUUUUGUCCUGAGUUUUGUUAGUUUUGACAUUGUUUUUGUUUAGUACACUGCUAUAGUAUUUCAGAAUUCUUAUGAAUACCAUUUACUCAAUUUGAAAUAAAGCCUAAUUUGUGUCAA
Molecule: messenger RNA, 3461 nt
Organism: Girardinichthys multiradiatus
Lineage: Eukaryota; Metazoa; Chordata; Actinopteri; Cyprinodontiformes; Goodeidae
Product: cytohesin-1-like
Exons: 13
Coding region: 324-1514 (396 amino acids)
Biological process (GO): regulation of ARF protein signal transduction
Molecular function (GO): guanyl-nucleotide exchange factor activity
Source: RefSeq, a predicted model, not a curated record